This is a messenger RNA of Nezara viridula (southern green stink bug), 252 nucleotides long. Lineage: Eukaryota; Metazoa; Arthropoda; Insecta; Hemiptera; Pentatomidae. The record is from the annotation of a GenBank genome assembly.
AUCAAGGACAAUUAAAGAUAAUGUUCAAGUAAUAUCAGCCAUAUUGAGUAGUGAUUUCGAACUAACGUUUUAAUGUUGUCAAAAUGGCAAUUAGGCAUAAAGUUACAAUAGGUUUUUGUUUCAUCCCCGAUAAGUAUCGUUGUUAUUAUGACGGUUAAAAUGUCCGGAUCAAGAAAAAAUGCUUCGACAAGAACGCAGAUAGCCACAGUAUGGGCAAAAUUUAGACCAACCGACGUUGCAAUGUGGGAGUAA